Molecule: messenger RNA, 1713 nt
Organism: Condylostylus longicornis
Lineage: Eukaryota; Metazoa; Arthropoda; Insecta; Diptera; Dolichopodidae
Exons: 4
Coding region: 1036-1656 (206 amino acids)
Source: RefSeq, a predicted model, not a curated record
CAACGUGAGACUAAAGUCUCUUAGUAUUUACGUGUGAUAUAUCAAACUCGCUAUAAUAGAUUUAGUUCCAGUACAAAUGUUUUGGUGAGAGAAGUUUUAGAAAUAAAACAAUUAAAACAUCAUUAAUUAAAAAAUUCAAUUUUCUAUUGGACAUUUAAAGCUAGAUCUUCAAUUAAAUAAGUACUAUAAACAGUACAUAAAUAAUGUGCAGCCAGUGGAGAUUUUCAAAAAAAGAUUUUCUUAUAAAAUCGCAUUAGGAAAAUAUACUACCACCUAAAGCAAGAACUUCGACUAUAACAAUGGAAUAUCCCAAAAAUGUGUUCAAAAAAUAACUGAUUAUCAUAAGCAUCACAAAAUGGGACAGCAUAAUAUAAGUGAUUCAGUCCCGCUGCAAGCAAAGGUUUUCGCAUUUCGUAAACAGAUUCAGAAUAUUCAGAAUGGAGAAGAAAAUCAAGCAUAGAAGUGAAAUAACGCAGGACAAGAAAAAAAUCAAAAAUAUUAUGUUAUACAAAUUAAAAUCAAAAUUUUAUUAACAUAAAAAUAUUAUAUACAAAAAAAAAAUUAUCGAGUGGAUUUUAAUAUUAACACAAAACAAAAAAAACAUUAAAAGUGUAAUUAUCAUAAUUAAUAUCCUUUGAAAUUAUUACUAUACUGGUAUAAAAUUCGAACAUAAUAGAAAAAAUAAUAUUCAUAAUAUUGUACCAUAUUGUGUGUAUGUUGUUUAUUAAUAUCCAGUUAAAUUCUAUAUUGUAAAUGCACACUCUAUAAUUAUAUCGGUAAACGAACACAAAAAAAAAAAAAAAACAUUUCUAAACAAUAUUAAAAUAUUGUAAAAAAAAGAAAAAAGAACCCUAGAAAAAAUUAAUAAAAGAAAAGGAUAUACGAAUGGAAUUAUCACAACAAAAGCAACUAAUAAAAUUAAAUAAUAAUAAAAAUAAUAAUAAUAAUAUAAAAAUAAUAAUAAGUAGAACUUUUUUAAUAUUAUUUUUGAUAACAUAUGUGCUGCCAUUUUAACAUUUGUAUAUAUAGAAAAGAAUGGCAAAAUUGAAUUUAAUUUUAAAAAGAAAUAUUAAAAAUAAACAAAAAAAUAUUUAUAAUAUAGAAACAGACAAAAUAAAAAAAUGUCCUUGGAAAUCGUCUGUAAUAAAUUUUCGAAAAGAAAAAGAAGAAGAAAAAUUUUCAUUCAAAGAAAAUUUACAACAACAGCAAAAAAAAUAUCAAUAUUAUCUCAUCAACAAUAUAAAAUCAAAAGAAAAUAUCAUAAAAAAUAUAACAAAUAUACGAAAAAUAAAAUUAAAAGAAAAUAUCAAAUGUAUAUUAGAAAAAAUAAUAUCAUCAACAUCUUUAAUAUCAAAUAUAUUAAAAAUACCAGAGAAUAUAGAAAAACAAACAAUAAAAGCAGCAACGACAGCAACAGCAGUCACAUCAAUAGCAACAACGACAAAGACAACAACAACUACAACCACAUUAACAAAUUUAAAUUUAAUAAAUCGACUGAAAGUGACAUAUUCACAAAUUUUUAUAUUAAUAAUAUUAAUAAUAUCACAAUUGACUGGAAGAACUGGUUGCAGUGGAGAUCCAACGGAUUUUCAAAAAAAUAAUAAUAAUGAAAUUAAAUACACUUGCAGAUUCUAUGGUGAAGAUGCAGAGACUUAAGUGCACCUUAUGGAAGAGGGUAAGAGAAGUGAUAAUCUAGUGGGCUUAACUUUUGCG